AUGCGCUCAGCUGAGCCGCAGGAAGCCGGACAUGGGAGUCACCCCCAGAUUACCGUGAUUCGAAAUCAGUCGGGUGUACAGGGUGUACGGGCUAUACCCCGCCUGGUCGCCAGGCCCGCCAACGGGGUACCAAAUGGGGAUCCCGCGGGAGCUCCGAGUGUGCCCACAUAUCGGCUCGCAGACUGCCCGCCUUUACCGCGGCCUGGUCAUGUGCAGCAAGCCCCCGGGUACCUCUUGGUCACCAUGGUCAGCUGCCGUGCAGUGGCGCAGCGGGACCUCCGAGGGUGGGCACUUACUGCAGGAGCGCAGGAAUGCAGGGGUACAGGCAGUGGGGCUUGCAGGAUCGCAGCAGGCCGUGCGGAACGUGGGAGACUCACUCUGGGCCGUGAUAACAUGAUCCGAAAAGUUGCCGAGCCCGGAGUUCCCGGCCCCUCUGCCGUCGCGGUGUUGCCGAGCGUGCCGACUGAGCUGUCUGUCAUAGCCCAUUGCUAA
Messenger RNA from Trichosporon asahii var. asahii CBS 2479, 492 nucleotides. RefSeq lists its product as uncharacterized. The record is from RefSeq and is a predicted model, not a curated record. The coding region runs from base 1 to 492 and encodes 163 amino acids. Lineage: Eukaryota; Fungi; Basidiomycota; Tremellomycetes; Trichosporonales; Trichosporonaceae. The transcript has a single exon.